AUGAGGAAAGGCCUGUUUGCGCCCUUGAACCCAGGAAGCCCAGGAGCCGGACUCGGCCCCGCGGCCCCCGCGGACCUCAGUGGGAACAUCCACGUCCUUCUGCAGGAGCAACCCGACGCUGCGCGCGCCAGAGACGCCCACGACUUCUACGAGGCUCCGCGCGCCCUCGUGGAGCUUCGGUUGGGCCCCGGCGGGAGCGCGCUGCGCCACCUGCAGCCGGACAGGUGCGCCCUGGAGCGCGCGCAGCGGCGGCGGCGCCUGGCCGCCAACGCCCGGGAGAGGAGGAGGAUGCUGGGACUGAACGUGGCCUUCGACCGGCUGCGGAGCGUCAUCCCGAACCUGCAGAGCCAGAAGAAACUGUCCAAGUCUGAGACGCUGCAGAUGGCGCAGAUCUACAUCAGCACCCUGAGCGAGCUGCUGCAGGACGGAGCCGCAGAGCCGGGACCUGACGGGGAGGCCCGGAGCGCAGAGAGGAGCAGAUAAC
Cyprinodon variegatus (sheepshead minnow) is the source of this 484-nucleotide messenger RNA. RefSeq names its product protein atonal homolog 1-like (gene atoh1c). Bases 1 to 483 code for a protein of 160 amino acids. Lineage: Eukaryota; Metazoa; Chordata; Actinopteri; Cyprinodontiformes; Cyprinodontidae. The record is from RefSeq and is a predicted model, not a curated record. Gene Ontology annotation, molecular function: protein dimerization activity. The transcript has a single exon.